AUGCUUAUUGUUAGUUCCGAACUAAUAUUUAAUAAAGAAGCGCUUUGCAAUGACCAAGCGAGCUUUACACGGUGGUAUAGCGGAGCAAGGGCCACAAUUUUUCAUGGCUUUUACCCGAAAAGUGGAAACAGCCUCUCCUCGAAAUGUACAACUGUCGGCCAUGACAACUCCACUCGUCCAGAUCUAAUCAUUUGUAUGGGCCUGGAACUCAAGCGUCUUGGAUUGUAUGACUGGACGGGCGUUGCCAAGUGA
This is a messenger RNA of Protopolystoma xenopodis, 252 nucleotides long. Lineage: Eukaryota; Metazoa; Platyhelminthes; Monogenea; Polystomatidea; Polystomatidae. The record is from the annotation of a GenBank genome assembly.